Dioszegia hungarica is the source of this 1284-nucleotide messenger RNA. RefSeq lists its product as uncharacterized. The coding region runs from base 1 to 1284 and encodes 427 amino acids. The record is from RefSeq and is a predicted model, not a curated record. The transcript is spliced from 13 exons. Lineage: Eukaryota; Fungi; Basidiomycota; Tremellomycetes; Tremellales; Bulleribasidiaceae.
AUGAUCUACUCGGGAGAAGGCUACAGAGUCGAGGCCUGGAUAGAGCGCAAUGACAAUUCGGGCGUGCGUUUCCCCGAAUAUCGCGAGACGGAUGUAGAAGACGAGGAAAGUGGUCUAGCUGGCGCGCAGCAUCAGUGCUAUCUGGCAUGCGAGGAAGGAGCGAGCUUCAGUAUCAAAUUCUCAAUCGUUGGGCCAGAGAGACCCUCGACGGACGCUGUCAACGUCGACAUCAACAUCGAUGGACGAAACAUCAGCUCCCUCACGAUUAGUGAUAUCGAGGGCGAGGGGGAGAUCAACGACGAGGGAGAAGUGUCUACAAUGUUUGUGGAUGAGGACGGAGAGAUGCUCGAAGCAGACUUGACAUUUGCACCGAUGCCCAAAACCGACGACCAAGAUCUGGUAGAAAUCAGAGGGCCGACGGUGGACGCGCUGGGCAAGAUCCAGAUCGAGCUGUGGUGGGGGACACAGGUGACGAUUAUCGAAGGAGACGACCUCUAUGAGCCUCCUGGAACGUCAGAAGCCUCGCUGGGAGCCGUCCACGAGAAGAAAAUGGGGCCAUAUGAGCCUGAAAGUACCUCCAUAUUCACGCCAGCGGAAGAGAAUGCCUUCAUAUGCCGGUUUAUCUGGAAAUAUCAUACCCCCGCAGAACUCGGCUUCCUCGGAGUUAUAGGGGAAGACGAGCUCCCACCCCUGCAACAACCGAUUGCGCCGGGACCCAGCCAGGUUGCAAGAGGAAACAUGCAGAAUGUCAAGCGCGAGGCGCCAGCUGACGAAGGGGACUACGUGAUCGGGCCCAGCAAGCGGGCGAACAAGGGUCCUGAUUACUUGGACACGCGGGAAAUGCCUAUCACAAUAUCCGAGCCUCAUGGUGCUACACCGAUGAAAGGUAGUACAUUUGGAGGGGGCUUCCUACACUCUAGCAGUACCUCUACUCAUCUCCUCAAAAGUUCCCUGCAACGCCCAACGAAGCUGAAUUUCCCAUUUGUCGCUCCGGAGCUUGUGCUGACAGUGGACGAGAAAGAGCUCCGGGGACUUAUUGAUGGAUAUGGAGCGGGCGAAUUCUGUUAUACGGUCCUAGCUGAUCAGCUUCUGUUUGAUGCGGUGAGGCGAUUCUGUUCAGCGCUGUUACCGGUAGGUCGGGAUGAUGAAUCGUCUAACGUACGUGCUGGGCAUUGUCACUGGGGUUGGAGGUCGCUCAGGCGGUGUGAGAGGGGUCUUGGCAGGGAAUCGUAUGAUGCUGCCGGGGAGGCGGGACGACUAGUCUGGAUCAGAAGGCUCAGGUGA